CCAUAAAAGAAGGAUAAGGAUACCAAUAAGUAGAGAGCAUCUCAACUAGUGCAAAACCCUUAAAAAACACCCCCACCCCUAAAACAAGUUUCAGUGAAAUACAUAGAAAAUGUAUAGGUUUAGCAACACUGUGAUAGGGUUCUUGAAUCUUUUCACCCUGCUAGCAUCGAUACCGAUCAUCGGAGCCGGGUUAUGGAUGGCGAAGAGUAGCACAACAUGUGAAAGUUUCCUGCAGACACCAUUGCUGAUCGUAGGUUUUGUGAUACUGAUAAUAUCAUUGGCAGGUUUCAUUGGAGCAUGCUUCAAUGUGGUUUGGGCACUGUGGGUUUAUUUGGUAGUGAUGUUGUUUAUAAUUGCAGCUUUAAUGGGGUUAACCAUAUUUGGAUUUGUGGUGACCAGCCAAGGUGGUGGGCAAGAAGUUGCAGGCAGGGUUUACAGGGAAUAUAGACUGGAAGAUUAUUCACCAUGGUUGAUAAAAAGGGUAACAGACCCUCAGUAUUGGAAAACUAUUAGAAGCUGUUUGUUGAAUUCCAAGACUUGUGCGAAAAUUGCACUUUGGACCCCUCUUGAUUAUGUUAACAACGUUAUGACCCCAGUCCAGUCUGGUUGUUGUAAGCCACCGACAUCAUGCAAUUACAACAUGGUGACAAUGGUAGCACAAAACCCAGACUGCUACAGAUGGAACAACGCGCCAACGGUGCUGUGCUAUGAGUGUGAUUCGUGCAAAGCUGGUGUGCUUGAGUCUGUGAGAAGGGAUUGGCAUAAGCUUUCUGUCCUAAACAUAGUGAUGCUUUUGCUUUUGAUUGGGAUUUAUUCAAUCGGUUGCUGUGCUUUCCAAAAACACCAAAAGAGCUGAAACUGAUUACCCUUACGGCCAAAACAGGAUGUCCAAAGUUAGACCAAGAUGGGAUUACCAUUGGUGGAGAUGGUGGCAUGA
This is a messenger RNA of Hibiscus syriacus, 937 nucleotides long. RefSeq names its product tetraspanin-6. Gene Ontology annotation, cellular component: plasma membrane; plasmodesma. Gene Ontology annotation, biological process: auxin-activated signaling pathway. The transcript is spliced from 3 exons. The record is from RefSeq and is a predicted model, not a curated record. NCBI's taxonomy places the organism in Eukaryota, Viridiplantae, Streptophyta, Magnoliopsida, Malvales, Malvaceae. Bases 110 to 856 code for a protein of 248 amino acids.